AUGCACCGCCAAUCGCCUGCAGCCAUGCGCUCGUCAGCUAACCUAGAGCGCAUGGAUGUCUUACUGAAAGCCACCGGAAUUUCUGCUCACGUAACCGUGCCCUCUUGUCCACCUAUCAAGCUCGAUGUGGAAGCGUGUUAUAACCAGCUCAGCCAAUCUGACGACCAACGACCAGAGGAUGUUGUUAUGCGCCAAGCGCUGGAACUUUAUUGUAGUCUGCUGUCGCCAGCCACUACACCUACCCAAACUUUCAAGUCAGGCUAUCAAUCAGAGCAGGAUCGCCUACCAUUUACACCUUCAGGAGUUUUAAAUUGCGAAGACGAGUACCGCCCGUUAUCGAUAGUCUUUGAUGAACCACAAGCGUGUGACCUAUACGACGCAGCGGACCUGAACAGACCGUUUGGCUUUGCUUCUGGCCAAAAUUAUUUGACUCAGCAUAAUUACUUGCCCCAUCCAACACAUCUGACUCAGUGCAGCUGGUCUACACCUCCCACUGUUUCUGAACAUGAAAAUAGUGACGCCGACGACAUGGAUGACCCGUUUGCCUGCUAUCCUUUGUUUCACUCUCUCAGGCUUACUCCACACUCAAGCUACACUGCCCAUGAAGUAAAUCCAACUCCAUUCCGCAGGCAAUCUAGCGAACAGUUUCUAGAAAAGGACACUCAUUCAUACUUAUCUCAAGAGCAAAUACAAACCUCCGCACAGAGUUCAAUCAGCUCAGUGGGAAAGUCCUUUGAGAUAGCUAGAGAGUCGGCGGCUGACGUGCGCGCCCAGGGAAGUAUCGCCCAAUCACUUGCACGCCGCAGCUUAUACAGUGCGGCAGUUGAGCCGAGCGUCCCAGAACCGAAGAGCACCGGUCGCAAACAAACCUUUUCAAUGAUUUCGUUUGCCAAACAGCGCAAAGUUACACCAACCAACCAUGGACUUCGCAUCUCCGGCCCGAUGCCAAUCGACACUUCGCAUUCAGCCUCAUCCUCUGGUACUUUUUCCGUCCCCGCACGCCCUCCCCGUCCACCAGGAGCACGAUUGCUGUCUGCGGGAUCACUAUCUCCACCAUUGGAAGCAAACGAGGACAUUACCCCCGUGAAACACUUCCCUUCCAAGCUACGUGUUCCCUCGAGAUCGAGUACUUUGCCCCAGGAGGAAGCAUUUAACCCAAUGAGCCUACCCCGCAAAUACCCUUCUCGCCCCGAGAUGAAGUCCUUAUGGACAACCAUCAAGACCUCAACAUCUCGUUCAAGUUUGAGCGUCGAUCGAUCCAUGAUACGGCAUUUGAAUGUAGAUCUCUAG
Puccinia triticina is the source of this 1290-nucleotide messenger RNA. RefSeq lists its product as uncharacterized. The record is from RefSeq and is a predicted model, not a curated record. The transcript is spliced from 3 exons. Lineage: Eukaryota; Fungi; Basidiomycota; Pucciniomycetes; Pucciniales; Pucciniaceae. Bases 1 to 1290 code for a protein of 429 amino acids.